This is a messenger RNA of Lottia gigantea (owl limpet), 405 nucleotides long. RefSeq lists its product as hypothetical. Bases 1 to 405 code for a protein of 134 amino acids. Lineage: Eukaryota; Metazoa; Mollusca; Gastropoda; Lottiidae. The transcript is spliced from 5 exons. The record is from RefSeq and is a predicted model, not a curated record.
AUGGGUAUGGAUAAACUGAGUAACAUCAUUGCCAAGAAAUUUGGUCAAGGAACAGCUCUUUAUUGUUCGUAUUUCUGUUUUUUGAUUUGGGGUAUUUUUCUAUGUACAGCUUUGGAAGUUCAGGUCAAAGUUGGCAGUUAUGGUCGAAGUGAGUGUAUGAGGUCUAAUGUCAAAGAUGGUGGUUGGGGUCAAAGAUAUGGGUAUUUAUUGUGUCAGGGGAUGUUCGGAUGGGACAAAAUACCUAUACCACAUAUAUGGGUUGAUAUGAAUGAAACAGUUUUUACUGAGAACAUAUAUCUGGUUGUCAAGAUAGCUUCGUCCAGUCAAAGUUAUGUUAUGGCUAAAGUUAUAGAAACAAUAGAUAUAAAGAUAGAUAAAAUAGAGAGUGUUGUAGUUAUAUCCUGA